UUUGAGAGAAACCGGUUCUGGUUGGACCCCUUUUGAGAAGGUUGAUAACAAGAGAAGAUAGAAAAAAUGGAUAACAUCACAGCAAGCGAAGUUGCAGGUUUGGGAGUUGGCACGCUUCUCCUUUGUGCCACCAUUGCUGCCCCCAAAAUCGAUGCUUUCUUCUCUUCUUCUCAGCGCAGUGCACUGGGGAUGUGCAGGCGAUGUGGCAAUCUGAGGAGAUUAGCUUGUUCUAGAUGUAAAGGAACUGGCUCAGUCAAAGAAGGCGGAAUUCUAAGACUCGGUAGUAACCUCAUGGAUGACUUGUAUGAAAAUCUUGGUUAUCAAUCAAAGGUCAAGCAGAUAUCUUGUGUAAAAUGUCAAGCCAGAGGUUACUUUUCAUGUCCUGAAUGUUCUAAACAAUAAUCUAUGUGAUUUUAUUUAUCUCCUGGACCACUGACCGGCACCGGCGAGCUUGCAUCCUUGCCCUAUAAAAUUGUGGCAAGAAAACCUCACAGAUGGUGAUAUGUAACAGCAGUUUUAUCCUUUAUACCUUGUUGCAAGAACAGAUGCAUGAUCAAGAUGCUGCUUGUUAAUCAGGAUUAGCUGUAUUUGUUGUCUCUAUUGUAUUGGUUUGUAAUAUUUUGAUUCCAUUAUUGUCCUUGACUUAUAAGGUUGGAACCUUUUUUCCUUCCAUAGUAGUCCAAGCAUUGCAAUAGUCUAUCCUUUUUACUUUCUUGCUUUUUAGGGAACACACCAUUUUAUUGAUGAAUUUGUUCUGUCAUUGGGCCACAUGUCAAAUUGAAAAUGAUAUUCUUACAA
Molecule: messenger RNA, 798 nt
Organism: Arachis ipaensis
Lineage: Eukaryota; Viridiplantae; Streptophyta; Magnoliopsida; Fabales; Fabaceae
Product: chaperone
Source: RefSeq, a predicted model, not a curated record